This is a messenger RNA of Phyllotreta striolata, 2001 nucleotides long. The record is from the annotation of a GenBank genome assembly. Lineage: Eukaryota; Metazoa; Arthropoda; Insecta; Coleoptera; Chrysomelidae.
CACUAUUCGGUCCUUUGUUGUUGUUUCCGAAGGUUAAGCGGUUUUCUUUUUUAAAAUAAUCAAAAACCAGAGCAAAGGUUAACAAAGUUCAAUUCGAAGAGAUAACUUCAGUGAAACAAAAUGCGAAAUUAAAUUUAUCAGUGGAUAAUAAUAACCCUACGAGAUAACAGUCGCAAUUUUGCAAGUUACACCGAGUUCAAAAUAACAAAAAAAUGGCCGAAGCGUCUCUGGUGAAUUUUACUGACGAAUUAUUGGAAAGCAAUUGCUUGUACUGCGCUCUGUGCAAAGACAUCCUCAAACCGCCGAUAAUGCUCGUCGAAAACAUCGGAAACAUUUGCUCGACGUGCCACAAAGACACCCCGGAGAUCAAGAAUCGCCACAGCAUGAACAACGAAGCAGUAGAAAACAUCUUGAAACUAUUAAAGCUACCGUGCAAAUACAAAAUCAAAGGCUGCCAAGAAAGGUUUUCCUACGAAGAAUUGCCCUAUCACCAGCAGGGCUGCAAGCACGGCACCAAGAUGUGCUCGAUGAACAAAUCCACAGGCUGUGAAUGGCAGGGCAGCACUGGCGACUUCGUGGCCCACUUCAAACAGCUACACGGCGACCACAUAAUCAACUUCGAAAACAAUUUGUUCUUCCUCGAAACGUCCCUGUGCGAGGCGAACAUGGUCAAGUUGCUGGUGACUCACAAUCAGAUUUUCAUGCUGCGCAUGCACACCAACGUCGAAUCGAAGCGAUUGCUCUACAUGAUCUGCUCCGUGACGGACAAUUCCAACUCGUUUUGCGACUACUCGGUGAAGCACAAGGGCAGCAGCGACAAUUACAUCAAAACCAAAUCGAGGAUCGUGCCUUCCUAUUACAUUUACAACGAUUUCGACGAGACCGUCGCCGUGGCCAUCGAUUUGGAUGCGCUCAAGCAGAUAUCGCAAAUCUCCAACACCAUAACGAACGUGUUUAAAAUCAAAAUAGACGACGGGGAUUUCGAUGUGAUCGAUGAUAAAAUACUGCAUUUCUUCGAAUGUCCCGUUUGCAAAACCUUCAUGAAACCGCCGAUAUUCCAAUGUCAUUCCGGCCACAGCAUUUGCAACAUGUGCAGACCAAGAUUAGAUCGAUGCCCUACGUGCAGGUCCACCUUCGGCAACACGAGGAAUUAUUCCCUGGAAGGUUUAACCGUAGGCGUUCAAUAUCCUUGCAUCUACCACGAUUCCGGCUGUCCGGAAAUCGGUUCGGCUAACUACAUGACCUCGCACGAGAAACAGUGCCUGUACAAACCUCUGAGCUGUCCGUUUCCCACUUGCGCCACCAACAGCAACCAGGAGGUUAUCGUGCAGCAUUUGAUCGACGCUCAUUUCGAUUCGUGCAUAUAUUCCGGCAGCACCGGCUACACGGACAGCUUCCGCUUGGACCCGAAUUCGUGGCAGAACAAAGUACUGAACAGGAAGUGCGUGAUCGCGUUCAAUCACAUAUUCCGGUUGACGUGCAGGAGGACGAUGGAUUACUGCUACAUGGCGGUGGAGAUAAUCGGGUGCAAGAGCGAGCUGAAGACCUUCGUGUACGAGGUGUCCAUAAUGGACGUGCGGAAGCCGGAGAAGAAAUUGAUCAGGACUGAUUAUUGUUUGAGUGAAUUGAGCGAAGAUGAGGUGUACAAGAAGUGCAUUAUGUUUCCUAAUAGCGUAUUGUCGUCGUAUUCGAACCACGGCGUGGUCACUUUUAAUAUUUCCAUUAAAGAAAAAUAGGAUUUAGUAGUUAUAUAAGAAUUAUGUUUGGAUACUAUUAGAUAAAAAAAUAAUGUGUAUAAAUAUUUUUUAAGUGUUCGAGAUAAUUUCUAAUUUGUAACUUUUCUCAAGAGGAUAGUGAAAAGUAUUAUUGAUUUCUCCACAAAAUUUGUGAUAUUCCUAAUGUAGACUUAAGGUAGAUUUCCAUACGUAAAGGCCAAAUAUUUAGGCGAAUUUUUUACCUGUUCUUCGCAAUUUGUAUAAUGAAUGAUUUUUUAUGUUUGCA